AUGGCCUCUUCUUCAAGCGAUUUUCAACUACUGGAUGUUGAGAAUAUUGAUGAAGCACAACGCCCUCAAAAUCAGGAUAAGCUCACUCAAAUACCUAGGGCAACCUACAUUACAGUCAAGGAACUUGAAGUCUGUUGCGAACUGAUGGUGGAUUUACCAAAUCUGAAAGCAAAUGGAUUCAACUUGGAAGAGGAAAUACAAAUACAAGGCUGGGAAAUGUUCUUUGACAGGCUCUAUGGUCCUGUGUAUGAUGUGUUGAUCAAGGAAUUUUGGCUUCAUGCACAUCCUAUUCCAACCAGAAUAGUCUCAUGUGUUCUUGGAAAAAUUAUCAUUGUUACUGAAGAUAGAAUGCUGGGGCUAACUGAAAAAGUAGGAGUGUACAAGGCUCCUGCUGGAGGUCUUUCACCAGAUGUGCUGAGUGAAGUGUUUGCUGAUGGAAGAAUGUCCAAUAAUAUCAAGAAUUUAAAGAACCAUUAUAAAGUCUGGGCAAGGAUCAUCAACGGAUGCAUCCACCAUGGGAAAGAAUCAAGUUCUCCAGACUACAUCAACGUUGAUCAAGUCUACAUCUUAUAA
Vicia faba (fava bean) is the source of this 573-nucleotide messenger RNA. The record is from the annotation of a GenBank genome assembly. Lineage: Eukaryota; Viridiplantae; Streptophyta; Magnoliopsida; Fabales; Fabaceae.